CAAUAAGUUUAUAAUUAAGUUCAAGGAGACAAUUACUGCAGCCAAAGGCCACCAUGAGAUUGCCUAAUUUGAAAGCCCUAUUGGGUUCAUUGCUGCUCUUUCUUCUAGCAGUAUUUCCCGACCAUGCCAUUGCCCACCAUAGGCCAAGCUUCACUGCUGGCCCUUGGAAGCAAGCUCAUGCCACAUUCUAUGAAGGAGGCUCCGGAACAUUUGGUGGAGCUUGUGGUUACCAUGAUGUUGUUCAAGAAGGAUAUGGCCUGGAGACAGUAGCAUUGAGCAAUGCAUUGUUCAACAAUGGACAGUCAUGUGGUGCAUGCUACGAUAUCAAAUGUGUAGACCAACCUCAAUGGUGCAAGCCCGGGAAUCCGAUUCUGCAUGUUACGGCGACUAACAAUUGCCCCCCGAAUUGGAAUCAGGCAAGCAACAAUGGAGGAUGGUGCAAUCCACCACGCGAGCAUUUUGACAUAGCCAAGCCUGUAUUCCUCAAUAUUGCCGAGUACAAGGCUGGCAUCGUCCCAAUCGAAUAUCGCAGGGUUUCAUGCCAAAAGAAAGGAGGUAUUCGAUUCACAAUAACCGGGAACCCUUACUUCAACGAAGUGUUGGUGUGGAAUGUGGCAGGAGUUGGGGAUGUGGUCAGCGUGCAAGUGAAGGGCCACGACAAGUUGAAAUGGACAAUGAUGAAGCGGAUGUGGGGUCAGAGGUGGGUUACUGAUGCCAAGUUGGUUGGUGAGUCACUCACCUUCCGAGUCCUAGCAAGUGAUAAAAGAUACUCCACCUCAUGGCAUAUAGCCCCCAAGAAUUGGCAGUUUGGCCAGACGUUCGAAGGCAAGAACUUCCGAUAGAAAAAUGAUCUUGGUGUUCCAAUUACACAAAACCCAAACCACAACCAUAUGUAUGCUUAUGUUAUGAUGUCCACAUGAAAUCUUAUGUCAAAAUUCCUCAACUGUACAAGCAUUUCCUUGGCCAAUGCUAAUAAAUUACAUAGUUAAAAGCUUAAAAGUAUU
Messenger RNA from Prunus dulcis (almond), 1004 nucleotides. Its product is annotated as expansin-A16-like. Gene Ontology annotation, biological process: plant-type cell wall organization. Bases 54 to 842 code for a protein of 262 amino acids. The transcript has 3 exons. Lineage: Eukaryota; Viridiplantae; Streptophyta; Magnoliopsida; Rosales; Rosaceae. The record is from RefSeq and is a predicted model, not a curated record. Gene Ontology annotation, cellular component: extracellular region.